AUGCCCACAAACAAGAAAAUUCCAUCCAAGAAAGAGUCCAGUCAGUCAAAAAAUGGAGUCCAAAAACCUGAAACAUCAAGGAAGAGCCAAGAUGAUAAGACCACUUCAGAGGGCCACUGUCCAGAGAGCCAGCCUGCAAUACUUUCAACUGAAGAUAUAGAGACAGUUAAUGAAGUUUCCAAAUUGAGUAUUGCUCAUGAAAUCAUAGUAAACCAAAAUUUCGUGGUAGAAGAGAAUUAUUUACCUCAAGGAAGUCUAGAAAACAAGUUUGUGGAGACAAUGUGCAAUGCAUUUUGGGACCACUUGAAAAAUCAACUGUCAAGUACUCCUCCUGACUUUUCUUGUGCUCUUGAACUUAUAAACAACAUAAAACAAAUUUUGGUGUCACUGCUAUUACCACGUCAGAACCAUCUAAGAAAUGAGAUUGAAGAAGCAUUAGACAUGGAUCUUCUCAAACAAGAAACUGAACACGGAGCUCUGGAUGUUCCUCAUCUCUCAAAUUAUAUCCUCAACUUGAUGGCUCUCAUGUGUGCACCAGUUAGAGAUGAAGCCGUACAGAAACUAGAAAGCAUAAAGGAUCCAGUACAGUUACUAAGGGGCAUCACCCAGGUUCUGGACCUGAUGAAAAUGGAUAUGAUAAACUAUACUAUCAAGAGCAUCCGACCAUACUUGCUGGAACAUUCUAUCGAAUAUGAACGAGCUAAAUUCCAAGAACUCCUGGACAAGCAGCCUGAACAACGAAUACAUUUGUUCCUUAAAAGCUGUUUGAUUCAUGGCAUGCAGGAAUCUCUUCUAGAUGUCCCUGGAGGCCUCCUUUUCAUUGAACCUGAGUUGGCAGAACUAGGCUGGAAGUUUGUUAAUCUGAUGCAUCACAACCAGCAGGUAUAUAAUCCAUACUAUGCUGAGAUCCUAACAAAUAUCAUCUCUUCAUGA
Messenger RNA from Psammomys obesus (fat sand rat), 933 nucleotides. Its product is annotated as T-complex protein 11 X-linked protein 2-like. The transcript is spliced from 6 exons. The coding region runs from base 1 to 933 and encodes 310 amino acids. The record is from RefSeq and is a predicted model, not a curated record. Lineage: Eukaryota; Metazoa; Chordata; Mammalia; Rodentia; Muridae. Gene Ontology annotation, biological process: regulation of sperm capacitation. Gene Ontology annotation, cellular component: sperm flagellum; acrosomal vesicle.